UCAACAAGAACAGAACAUGACGCUGUCUUUCAUCAAAAACUAAGUAAGCACACUCUCUUGAUCAUUUCAAGAAAAUAAAAAAAAUGCAGUCAUCUGCCACGUCACCUCCAUCUUCUCCUUUUCUACGCGCCACCGGUUCUCGCUACCUCAUACGACGCCGUACCAGUCUUAGUCUCUCAAUCCUAUCUUCUCCUCUCUGCUACUCAAUUUUUAGAUCCAAAAACCCUACUCAACAACUCCGAUUAUCCGCUUCCCUCACCGAUAACCACCGCGAAACUACCACCACCACUUCUUGGUUCUCUCGCUUCACCGCCGCCGAGCAAAACGAGGAGUAUAAUGGAUGGGCUGUCAUUGAAACUCCUUCUCCUAGUCCUAACGAGAACGGGUUUAGUAAGAAUUUGAUUGGUGGUGGUGCUUGUGCUGUUGUUGCUGCUCUUGCUGUUGUUGCUUAUUUCUCGCUCUUUAGAAAUGGUUUUAAGUUGAGAUUUUCCCGUCCGGUGCAUGGAAUUACAAGUUCGAUUGAUACUGUGGAAGCUAGGUCUGGUGAUAAUGCGGGUGUUUCUGAUAUAAGUUCAGAAUUUAUAACUCAACAACCUACUGGAGAAGCUCCAACACCAGUGUCCAUACAGAAGCUUGAACGAGUUAAAUUGUCCGUUCUUGUGGAUUCUACGCAAUUGGAAGCUCUCUCAGUUUUGAAGAAACUUAAGAUCAUUGAAGAUGAUGUAAGGGCUGACGAAUUAUGCACUAAAAGGGAAUAUGCAAGAUGGUUAGUCCGGCUAAAUUCAUUAUUGGAGAGGAAUCCAAAACACAGAAUUGCAUAUCUAUCAUUUCGUGGUUCUGUAGUAGCUGCAUUUGAUGAUGUGGGUGUUGAAGAUCCUGAUUUUGAUGCCAUCCAAGCUCUUGCAGAGGCUGGUUUAAUACCCAGCAAGAUAACGGGCACCAAUUCAGAAGGAGAUGGAAAUUUCUGCUUUCACCCUGAGAAGUUUAUUUCUCGUCUGGAUUUGAUCAACUGGAAAGCUCAGUUAGAGUAUGAUUUUUUUCCAGGAAUGGCAGAACAGCUUUUAAAACCUGACUUGUAUACAGUCCAGAUGUCAAGGACAAAAGUAGAUUAUAUGGAUGUUAAGGAUAUCAGUGCAGAGGCAUCACCUGAAUUCUUUAUCUUGUUGGCUGGGGACAAUAGCAUAAUCAGAAAAGUUUUUGGACAGAGUAGGCGGUUUCAACCAAAUAAGCCUUUGACAAAGGCACAAGCAGCAGUGGCAAUGACAAGUGGCCGGAUGUCAGAAGCAGUGUAUAAUGAAAUAUCAAGACUGGAGGCUGAGAAUUCUUCAAGACAAGCUGCAUUAAAGGAAAUAAGGUUCGAAAUGCUUGACAAAGGAGACAUAGAGAGAUUUUGGAUUGAGAAGAUAAAUGAAGAGAGAACCCGUGGACUUGAGGUUCAGAAACUAUAUAUGACUGUUUUACAUGAUUUGGAACUGGAGAAAGAUAUUCAGGUGAAAGCUUUGGCAGAAUGUUUGAAGGAGAAAGCAGCAAUGAAUUGCCAGAUGCAAUUGCUUGUUGUUCUAAAGGAAGAGGUCGAUGAGAUGUCAGAACAACUGGCUUCUGAGAGGGCUGUUUAUGCAGCAGAGCAAUGUAAUCUACAAAAAUUGCUUAAUGAGUUACAGACCAAGCAGGAAGGGAUACUUAACAAAAAAUCUGUACUGGAAGCUGAAAUUGAAGCUCUUCGGAUUCUUAGAUCUUGGGUAGAGGAUGAAGCUAAGAAAAGCCAAGCCCGUGCAAAAGUUCUCGAGGAGGUAGGAAGAAGGUGGAAAUGGGAAAAUCAAGGCUGAAUCCGCUAGGGGAGAUGAACCAAUAUUCACCUGAUGUAUGUCCCUCUUAAUAGGGGAUUGUGUAAGAAACUGUGAUUGAUAAUGUUAUAUGGUAUAGGAGAUUUUGGUCGGGUGUCAAUGUUUGUAGAGUAGAGAUCAUUCUGUUGCUACAUUUUACUUGAUUAAGCAAAUAGAUAACUUCUGAGA
Mercurialis annua (annual mercury) is the source of this 2012-nucleotide messenger RNA. RefSeq lists its product as uncharacterized. Lineage: Eukaryota; Viridiplantae; Streptophyta; Magnoliopsida; Malpighiales; Euphorbiaceae. Bases 84 to 1826 code for a protein of 580 amino acids. The transcript is spliced from 11 exons. The record is from RefSeq and is a predicted model, not a curated record.